Messenger RNA from Anarrhichthys ocellatus (wolf-eel), 2758 nucleotides. RefSeq names its product melanopsin-A-like. Gene Ontology annotation, cellular component: membrane. NCBI's taxonomy places the organism in Eukaryota, Metazoa, Chordata, Actinopteri, Perciformes, Anarhichadidae. The record is from RefSeq and is a predicted model, not a curated record. Bases 52 to 1638 code for a protein of 528 amino acids. The transcript is spliced from 11 exons. Gene Ontology annotation, biological process: G protein-coupled receptor signaling pathway; visual perception. Gene Ontology annotation, molecular function: G protein-coupled receptor activity.
CACACACACACACACAGAGACAACCACUUUUCAUUAACCACCGGUCCGGGAAUGGAUUCUAGGCUUCUGAUUGGACCAGGGGUCCCCACAUCGGACCCGACCGCCCGGGCGCCCUGGAACAUCAGCUCCAUCGGUCCUCACCGGCUCAUGGAAAUGUCUCCUGUCUCGACAGCUGGUUCCGUGCUUCCAACCCACUUAUUUCCAACCGUGGACGUCCCAGACCACGCUCACUACACCAUCGGUGUUGUCAUCCUGGUUGUGGGCAUCACAGGCAUGCUGGGAAACUUCCUAGUUAUAUAUGCUUUCUGCAGGAGUCGCAGCUUGCGGACACCGUCCAACAUUUUCAUUAUUAACCUGGCAGUCACAGACUUCCUCAUGUGUUUUACUCAGACACCAACCUUCUUCAUCAACAGCAUGCACAAGCGAUGGAUCUUUGGAAAGAAAGGUUGUGAGAUGUAUGCCUUCUGCGGAGCGCUGUUUGGUAUCUGCAGUAUGAUGACAUUGAUGGUUAUAGCGGUGGACCGGUAUAUGGUGAUCACCAGGCCUCUGGCCUCCCUUGGGAUGAUGUCUCGCAGGAAAGCCCUGGGCAUCCUGGCUGCUGCCUGGGUCUACUCUGCAGGAUGGAGCCUCCCCCCCUUCUUUGGCUGGAGUGCUUAUGUCCCAGAGGGUCUGAUGACGUCGUGUUCCUGGGACUACAUGACGUUUACCCCGUCUGUCCGCUCCUACACCAUGCUGCUCUUUACCUUCGUCUUCUUCAUCCCUCUCUUCAUCAUCAUCUUCAGCUACUGCUGCAUCUUCAGAGCCAUCCGACACACGACGCGAGCGAUAACAAAGAUCAGUUGUGAGGGAACCAGAGACUCAGCAAAGAGGUUCCAUAAAAUGAAGACUGAGUGGAAGAUGGCCAAGAUUGCUCUCAUCGUCAUCCUGCUAUUUGUUAUCUCCUGGGCCCCUUACUCCUGUGCAGCCCUCACUGCAUUCGCUGGGUACGCCGAUAUGUUGACUCCGUAUAUGAACUCUGUUCCUGCUGUGAUCGCCAAAGCAUCCGCGAUCCACAACCCCAUCAUAUAUGCCAUAACACAUCCCAAAUACAGGUCAGCUCUCGGCAGGUAUAUUCCCUACCUCGGGGUAUUGCUGUGUGUCACUAGCAGAGGCCGUUUCAGCAGCAGCAGUUUUCAGUCCACGCGCCGAUCGACCCUCACCUCCGAGACCAAAGGCAAGCCGCGCAACUCCUCCCUGUCUGAGAGCGAAUCAGCCCGCUUCUCAGACAUGGAGGAGGACUGCUCUUCAUGGACGCCUGCCAGUCGUCAGUUGUCCGGUGACGUUAAACAGAUGCGCCAUCUCAGCCAGAGGACAAAGGUGAGAGGUAACAACACGGGAGAGUUUGCGAGAACUGCCGCCCACCACCCCACUGACCCGGCCAUAUGUCACCUCUCACAGAUCACAAGUCUGAGAGAGCCUGAAGACAUCUCCAUGUCGGACAUCAGCCUGAAGCCGACCAGUCAUCUUCCUGCUACUCUUGACAACGUGAUGGAAGAGUCCAGGCCAAGGCCUGCAUGUAAGACAACGGCAUCCGUCAUUGUAACCUCCUUAUCCAGCCCGUCUAUACUGCAUCGUUCCCCCAACCAAGGAGCCCCUUGACAUAGCAAGGCUGGAGACCACAGCGUUACAUUAAACAGGUGGACAAAAGUGCAACAACUCUCUGUGUGUGUGUGUGUGUGUGUGUGUGUGUGUGUGUGUGUGUGUGUGUGUGUGUGUGUGUGUGUGUGUGUGUGUGUUUCAAUAUUUCCUUCCAUGGGACUUUUUUGUACUUUUAUGGUAACUCAAAACCAGAGGAUGCAUUUUAUUAUUAUGUUUUGCGUACAGAGUAUGUGAGUAUGUGAGCGUGAAUGCCCAGUAACUGUAAAUACAUGUGUUUGUGUUCGUGUUUGCAUAUAUACAUGUAUGUUUUACUUUUUCUGACAUAUCAUGGUGGUUGGAGAUGGUUUACCUCAGAGCCGGAGGCAACAAAUAAGCCUUAAAAACACAAUGUGAAAAUUUUAAUCUCUCGGGUUGGGUAUCGAUUACAUUUGUAUUAAUUGGUAGUUCAGAUACAUGUCAUAUUAUUUUAGUAGAAGAAAUCAAAAUAUGUCUUUUUUUUAAAGUCUUGUUGCCAUACAUGAAUUCAGUGUAAUAAUACAUUACCAUUAACUAACUAUUAUCUCAUUCUGGUGCAAUAUGUCUACAACUGGGGCCGUGAUGAGUUGAUGAGCCAUAUUUUGAACACUACAUGCGUUAAUGCAUACGUAGAGAAAACAGAAGCGCAGUAGGCCCAUACUUUGUCCAUUCUUUCAAGAAGCAUACUUUUUAACUAAUCUCUUUCUCUUUGUAUGAAAUUAUUUCUAAGUCUGAACCUAUUCUCGAUACCCAACCCUCUUUAUAUUGUUUACGUUUUUCUUUUUAUUGUCAUAUACCCAAAAAUACUGAUUUUAAAGAUGCAUUGAACAGUAUUUUCUAUGUUAACAUUGAAUCAAAUGACUCCUGGAAGUGGUUGCACUACUGAUCCCACUGAGAAUCAACACCCUACUUUUUAAACUAUGUGCUGAUUUAGGCCACUUUAAACUCGUUGUUUUGGUUCUGAAAGAACUUAAACCGUGCUGCUUAUUAUAAAAGUGUGAGCAGCUCCCGGCAUAGGAGUGAGCACAGUCUAACUGCACUUAUACAACGUGAAGAGGGUCAAAGUCAACAAGUAACUGGUAAAGAAAGUCACACAUUUAGCGUG